Messenger RNA from Cydia pomonella (codling moth), 3117 nucleotides. It is a transcript of the gene DESAT4, whose product is annotated as acyl-CoA Delta-9 desaturase-like. Gene Ontology annotation, biological process: unsaturated fatty acid biosynthetic process. The transcript is spliced from 5 exons. Gene Ontology annotation, molecular function: stearoyl-CoA 9-desaturase activity; iron ion binding. The record is from RefSeq and is a predicted model, not a curated record. Lineage: Eukaryota; Metazoa; Arthropoda; Insecta; Lepidoptera; Tortricidae. The coding region runs from base 298 to 1356 and encodes 352 amino acids. Gene Ontology annotation, cellular component: endoplasmic reticulum membrane.
CUGACGCGUCCCGCGCUUCGCUGAGGCUAGACGUUCGUUGAAUCCCGCGGACUGUAAGUCGGUCCACAGUUCAAACGAAACACGUGAAGUCGCCGGUAUUCCUGAUUGAUAACAGAAGUAAUAAUUAAUGAUCGUUAUCGAUAUUUGUAUAUAAAUAUUUAAGCUUACAGACAUCGCACUUCAGUUUAAAGUGUUGCUUAACGUACACUUACGUACGCUUGAAAAUUAAAGAAGUGAAUUAAGUGAACAGUUUGAUUUUAUUAAAAAAUAUAACAUAGGACACGAAAAGGUGAGAAAAUGGCCCCGAACGUGACGGACGUGAACGGUGUGCUCUUCGAGAGUGACGCAGCAACCCCUGACCUUGCCCUGGCGAAUGCCCCGGUCCAGCAGGCGGACGACAGCCCGAGGAUCUACGUGUGGCGAAAUAUCAUCCUCUUCGCGUACCUUCACAUCGCGGCGUUGUACGGCGGCUACCUGUUUCUGGUGUCAGCGAAAUGGCAAACGGAUAUUUUUGCUUACUUCCUGUACGUGGCAUCAGGGUUGGGCAUCACAGCGGGCGCCCACCGGCUCUGGGCCCACAAGUCCUACAAGGCUAAGUGGCCACUGCGACUCAUCCUUGUCAUCUUCAACACUAUCGCAUUCCAGGACUCGGCGAUAGACUGGGCGCGCGACCACCGCAUGCACCACAAGUACUCGGAGACCGACGCCGACCCGCACAACGCCACCCGCGGCUUCUUCUUCUCGCACAUCGGCUGGCUGCUCGUCCGCAAGCACCCCGACCUCAAGCGCAAGGGCAAGGGGCUGGACCUUAGUGACCUCUAUGCUGAUCCUAUUCUUCGCUUCCAGAAGAAGUACUACCUAAUCCUGAUGCCUCUAGCCUGCUUCGUCCUGCCGACGGUCAUCCCGGUGUACCUGUGGAACGAGACCUGGACCAACGCCUUCUUCGUGGCUGCAUUGUUCCGGUACGCCUUCAUUCUCAACGUCACAUGGCUCGUCAACUCCGCCGCCCACAAGUGGGGCGACAAACCCUACGACAAAUCCAUCAAGCCCUCAGAAAACAUCUCCGUCUCUCUCUUCGCUUUCGGAGAAGGUUUCCACAACUACCAUCACACUUUCCCCUGGGACUACAAAACGGCGGAACUCAGCAGCAACCGAUUAAAUUUCACUACGAAAUUCAUUAACUUCUUCGCGAAAAUCGGCUGGGCUUAUGACAUGAAGACGGUCUCCGAUGAGAUCAUCCAGAAGAGAGUCAACCGCACGGGAGACGGGUCCCACCAUCUAUGGGGGUGGGGCGAUAAGGAUCAUUCUAAGGAAGAGGUCAAUGCGGCUGUCAGAAUUAACCCUAAAGAUGAUUAAAUAUUAAGAUAUAGAGCUUCCUUUUAUGGUCUGAUUUAACUUAAGUUUUUACUUACAGACACUCGCUUAAGGUCUGUUUUUAAUUCUAUAAGACUAAAAAGUCAUUUUAUUGCAAAUGUCGUAUCGGUCUUUAGGAAUAAAAACAUACUAGUAGAAAGUAUCUGAGAUGCUACUUGGUGAGUGAUUGCGAUUUAGCGUAUUAUUUAUAUGUAUCUAUAGAAUUGUGUGAUCGCUUCGAAUACGUGACUUUGUGAUAACACAUCAGUAUUAUAGACCACAUAUUGAUUUUACUUUUAUUUAUAUUGUAGAUGAGAAAAGGCUUAUAAAAGUUGGGGAUUAACACGUUCGGUCAUUGUAGUACUUUUGUUCGUAAGUAUACAUCUGAUGUAUGCGGGAUUGACUUAAAGAGAUUCUAUUUGAUAGAAAAAAAAAAUGUAUUUUGAAUGUGAAUGUCUUAAGAUGCCUCUUCUCAGUUCUAUAACCAUUGAUGACAUGUCAUGUCAAUCCAUUUUAUCGCCUAUCGCAUAUGAUUUUAUUCAUUAAUAAUUAAACGUAAUAGAUUUAGAAACGUCUGCAGUCUGUUUAUGUAGUCAAAAACGUAUUUUGUACUCCAUUUUACCAGUCCAUUCUAUUAGUAAAAUUUUCAGUGAGAUUUCAGCAUUAAAUAAGUUAUGUCACUUAUAAAACAAAAAUUAUGGCUGCCUAGUCUUAAUGCGUUUUUUAUUUAAGGUAAUUUAUUUUCUUCCAUUGCCAGCUUGGCUGACGUAAAGACCCUGGGAUUCGUUUGUAAUCGCCAAUUUCUGUUUAUUUAAUACGUCAAAAUUUUGUAUUGAUUUUUUUUGUAAUUUUUGCGCGUUUGAGUUCCAGAAGCGAUACUUUUUUUUUCAAAAUAAAAUUUGGAAGCACCUCUAUUAUUUAAUUAAGUUCAAAAUUUAAUUCUGAAUAUGUACAAUAUGUUGUAUGCAGCCACUCAUGGUAACAUAAAAACAUAUAAAUAAGAUUAAUCAAUCAAUUAAUUUCAGGGCAAAAUUAACAAAAUGACUAGAGAUUUUUAACAGAAUGUAGUUAUUCAAGUAAACGGGUCGAUAAUGUUGAUAUCCCAGUAAUUUAUUUAUGGCAAAGUUCAUUACGCGUCGUUGUAUGACCAAGUUUUAUUUAAUAUUAAGGAUAUGUGGUAUAUAAUAAGUUUUGUAAUGUGUGCAUAUUGUAUGCAUGAAGAGAUUUGAGCUUCACCGAACUUAGCUGGCUCUAAUUCGGUGGUACUUUUAACUUCGCUAAUUUUGAAGAUGCAUCUGCAGUUUAAAUUUAUAUCUGUAAUAUAAAUAUAUUAUAGAGAUUAUAUAUGUGAAAUAUCUGUAACUUGUAAGUUUUUACUAAGAUCUAUUAAUUUAUAAAUAAUAUUAAAAUAUUUUUUUAUAUAGAAAGUAAAGCUGAAUUAAUAGUGCAGUUGCGUCUUUAUUAUUUGUGAGUUGAGAGUGAACAAUUGGUACAAUAUGUAUUGGACUGAUGUGUGAAGAUGUUUGUGAUAUUAGAGUAUCAUUUAAAGCAUCGUUGAUAUGAAACUGCUACUAAUUUUUUUUUUACCGGCCCCCUAUUAAGUUUGUUUGCCAUAAGUAUAAACCUAAAAACCUUAAUACCAGACGAAAUAGUAUCAAAGUUUCCUUACAGUCAUCAAAUAUGUAGUAUCAAUUUGCUACAAUAUACUAACCAAAAUUGGCCUUUAUGUAUUUGAAAUAAGGUAUACGAAUUUUCAGUUAUUGU